Xenopus tropicalis (tropical clawed frog) is the source of this 576-nucleotide messenger RNA. It is a transcript of the gene ndufs6, whose product is annotated as NADH:ubiquinone oxidoreductase subunit S6. Gene Ontology annotation, cellular component: mitochondrial inner membrane; mitochondrion; respiratory chain complex I. Lineage: Eukaryota; Metazoa; Chordata; Amphibia; Anura; Pipidae. The transcript is spliced from 4 exons. The record is from RefSeq and is a predicted model, not a curated record. The coding region runs from base 16 to 513 and encodes 165 amino acids.
UCUGAUGCCAGAAUUAUGCGUCCAGGGUCAAACAGCCAAUUGCAGAAGGAACAGAUAGAACGUAGAAAUACAGAAGCUCAGACUAAGGUGACAUUUAACAUGGCGGCGCCCUGUACUGUACUGGGUCGUGCUUGUGUCCGGGGAUUUGUUUGGAAGGGCGCAACUAAUAAUAACACCGCUAUUGGGUAUUUGGGCUCUAACUGCUGGAGAAGAAAUUAUACUGCGAAGGUAUCUGUUACCGGAGAAAAGAUCACCCACACUGGCCAGGUUUUUGAUGAGUAUGACUACAGAAAAGUAAGAUUUGUUGGACGACAAAAGGAGGUUAACGAGCAGUUUGCCAUUAACCUGAUUGCCGAGCAGCCAGCGAAUGAAUCCGAUAGCAGAAUUGUCUCGUGUGAUGGGGGUGGUGGAGCUUUGGGCCAUCCUAAAGUGUAUAUCAAUUUAGACAAAGAAACAAAAACCGGAACCUGUGGAUACUGUGGGCUUCAAUUUAAACAGAAGCAUCAUCACUAAACUGAGCUCUGAAUGUUUCUUGUGUUAAAAUCAUAACCAAUAAAUAUAUUUAAUAACUGUCAA